ACAGCUACCUCAAGGUUGCUUUAGGUUGGUACCAAGGAAUAGCACUAUUAAGUUUUGUCUCGCUACACCAACUGUGCCUGGCCUCAGCGGGGGGCGGGACCCCUGUCGUCCUCUCAUGCCCCUCCCCUGUGUCUCACGGCGCGCCGCUCUCACCCCGACGCCCCGUCUCCGCCCGCGCAUCUGCCCGGGCCUGCCAAGGACCCCUCCCCCCGAUGCCCAGGACACGCCCACCUCCGCCCCGGCCCAAUGACCGCCUGGAUCGUCCUGCCCGUCAGCCUGGCUGCCUUCUCCAUCACAGGAAUAUGGAUUGUGUACGCUAUGGCCGUGAUGAACCACCACGUCUGUCCCGUGGAAAACUGGUUCUACAACGUGACGUGCUCGGAGGAGACAGCCAAGCCCGGCUUCCCCAAAACGUGCUGCACCAUCCAGGAUAUUCCCCUCAUCAGUAAGUGCGGCUCCUAUCCACCCGAGAGUUGCCUGUUCAGCCUUAUUGGGAAUAUGGGAGCCUUCAUGGUGGUGAUGGUGUGCCUCCUCCGCUACGCUCAGAUCAUAGAACACAGUCACCACUGUUGGACCAACACCAGCGGCCUGGUGUCGGGCUUUUGUAAUGCACUGGGACUGGUCAUGGUGGGCAACUUCCAGGUUGACCAUGCCAAGACCCUGCACUACGUGGGGGCGGGUGUGGCCUUUCCCGCCGGCCUACUUUUCGUCUGCCUGCAGUGUGUGCUGACGUAUCGCGUGGCCAUCACCACACUGGACUACUGGAUGGCCCACAUGCGGGUUGCCCUCGCCACCGGAUCCCUGGUCUCCCUCGUCCUCAGUGGAAUCUUCUUCAUCCAUGAGAGUUUUGUCCUGCAGCAUGCGGCUGCCAUCUGUGAGUGGGUCUUCACCGUAGUCAUCCUCGUCUUCUAUGGCACCUUCACCUACGAGUUUGGCACCGUCACCAGCGAGACCAUGUUGGCCGGCCUCCAGCGGAACCUUCCCCAUGGGGCCGGGGUCAUCCUCGGGGGCGGGUCCAGAGGUCUUGGGGGUGGGGCUACAAAGGGGCUGAAGUCACCAGGGGGGAGCAGUACCUCGACACAUCUGAACUGCACGCCAGAGAGUAUAGCUAUGUUUUAGUCUCUCACACACAUAUAAACACAUGCACGCACGCACACAAACACUUACUCUCUCACACUGAGCGGUGCUGCCUAGCAAUUACUUAAAAUACAGUCGCCCCACAAACAGUAAGAGUCACAAGUGUAGCACCCGGGCAUCAUACAUGUUAUUGGAUUCAUUGCUCUUUACACACCUGCUAAAAACAUGGUGAUUCGUGGUCAAACUGGAACGUAGCAGGGACUCUCCUAAACUCUGCAGUGCAGCUCAGGGUUUAGUCCACGACUGCCGGGACCAGCUUGACUGACACAUUGGAUACGUCAACACCGUGGACACCACUGUAUUAAUCCGCUCCCUGCCAGCUCUGUUUAGGUGUAGGUUGAUUUACCCCCACAAAAAAAUCUGACUACUCCACAGAGAGGUAAGGUAUUUGGGCCAAACAGGAAACUCUGGGUAUUUUUUUUUAACAUUAUCUUUUUUUAUGUUACAAGUCACUUUAUAUUUUCUGUUUCUGAAGUGGUUUGUGGGAUUCGUUGCCUGAGCUGUAGAAGUGGAAAGGAUAUUUUAUUCAUCUAGUUUGCACAAGAGAGAAGUCUUUCUCACAGAGCUUGCUUAACGUAUGGCCACUCUUCUGCUUGGCAAAAGGGAAUUUUUUGCACGUUACACAGUUAAUGAAAUCAUAAUGAAACUCUUUUUCUAAAGAUCUUUUUAAAAGUUUUUUUUAAAUUUUUUUUUUAGCACUACUAAGUUAGAAGUAUCCUACACUGAAUGUACGAGAGGCGCUGGAUGUAGUUUCUAAGAUGUUGCUGAAUGUAACUGAGCUUGUUUGACUUGUGCAAACAUUUAUACGUUUAGAAAAACAAUUAAGGAAGUAAGACUUGAUAAUAGAAUAGCUUGCAAUUGUGUGAAACUGAGGAAGAUUUUUUUUUCUUGAAGCUCCUGCACAUGCCUAUAAAUCAUAGAUAACCAUUUUCUUGUGGUUAUCAAUUAGUAACCACUGCUUUAUAAGGCAAAUUACUUGUCUGCCUGUUGUGUUUUUCUAGUUCCUUUCAAUUUCCUCUCUGUAUUAUAGGUCACGAGUCCCAUUAUUCCUAAGGGUCCAUAUCUUUCCAUACCUCUCCUUCUAGUUCGUAAACUGACGUGUUCAUCUGGCUUCAAAAUCACAGAGUGACAGUUGUUUUUUUCUAUUUUAUGCCUAAUAUGGAGGCCAAAAUGUCUAACCCUUUUUUUUCCUUGGCAGUUGGCAAGAGAUUUUGUCUCUUGGACAUUCACAUUCUGUUGCCAUGUUCAUAUUGAAACCGGGCUAACCAGAGCAGCUCUGUUCCUUGAGUAUUACAUCGCAACCACUACAGCUUGGAGUAUCGUGGUUUUGGCAUAUAGCCACUGGGAGGUGUGGAUGCCAUAGAGGAGAAUAGUGCCAACAGUCAGCGGUCCUGUUUACCAGUACUGUGGUUGACUGAACCCUAGAAUCGUAGCUAGUGGUCUCCAGGCUGGUUCCUAGGAAACCAUGGUUGCACAUUCUGAUGUUGGGAUCUGUUUGGGCCUUAAUCUUCUGGUAGCUGCUGAGAGCUACUUGUAGGUCAGUCAUGUACAUGGGAUCACUCAUUUGUUCCCCUGCAGUCCUUAUAUUUAAUAGUUCAAAGGUCACAAUACAUCUUUGGUCCAUUUGCCACAGAUUUUUGUGGUGGUAUUCUCUGUUCAGCUUUUGAGUUUCCCACCAGAGAGUGACUUGCAGUGAAUUCCAACAGUCCAAAAGUAUUGAGCCAUUUUGCUUAUCCACAGGAAUGUUUUUGCAGUGCCAAACUUAAUUAUGCAUACUGCUGAUCCAAAUCGCUUGUUUACAAUCUGUGUGCGGUAAUGGCAGAAUUCUGAUGAUCAGAAGCUACCUUGUCAGUUUGACCUGAAUUUGUGCCAACCAGUGUGGCUCCAGAGGAUUUACAUUCAAACCAAAUCUAACCACAUGUAAGUGGUUUUGAUCCAGUUCAAAUACACGGAUGUAAACAAGCCUGUUGCAUGUUACUCAGGACUGUAUGGAUUUAGUCACCACUGUACACUCAAACCAAAAUUUUAGCACCAUGAAUAGCUUUGAAUACUUUUGAGUAGUGUAGACAUGUCUCGUGCAGUUACUCACCACUGCACAACCACUCACUGAAGUAUUUUCACAAUGUGUUUACAUUCACCUCUGUGGCCACUAGAUGACUACGACGCCUGUGACCAACACACAGCUGAUCUGUCGAUGUUGGUCAUGUGGAAGAAAGAAAAAAGCCAGACUUCAGGCUGCUUUGUCAUGAAACUACAUCACAUUCCUCAUCCCUCUGAGUGAUGCACCAACCAUUUUAGCAAUGUGCAAGCAGUUGAGCAGAGGACAAAAUACCUGUUCAUAAGCUUUGACUGCAGGACUGUAUGUGUGUAAUUGUUACAUAACACCACACAGCCUUUUCACUUCUGUAAAGACAACUGAUAGCUCACCCCUGCCAGCAUUUCUUUAGGUUACCCAUGUAUGUGUUUUGUUCAGCCAAAUUAAGUUUUUUUCUUGUAUGUUGUUUUUUUUUUUGGCGAUUGGUAGGAGAACCAAGAGUGAGCUUCACAAAAUAUUCAACAUUUCUGAUGCAGUUUUGCCAUAUUUGUUGAGCUAUCCAAACUAAAUUUGUUACUGAGGGCCUGCCAACUGAUUUACUGAAAACUCACGUCACAUUUAAAGCUGGUUAACUGAUUCCUAACAGUCACACUGACAGAGGGCAACAAGGGCCAGAUCAAGUUUCUCAAGAACAAUCUCUGCUGGGCACUCUCAUGUUAGCUCUGGGGAAUGACCACUGCAGUUUAGUGAUUUUCUGCCUGCAAGUUUUCUCUCUCAGUAAGAGUUAUUUUUCAGAUGCCUUUAAAAUAUAAGGAAAUAUUUUUAUCAACACAUUUGCUUCUAGUACAGGAUGGAAGAAAUGAGGUUCAAACUCCAAAACUGAAAUAAAAAAGCAAUGCAGAGAAUAUUUUUUAUUUUAUAAAUCACUUAUGUAAAUAAGUAAGAUUUAUGUAUCAUUUAAAUGAUUUUUCUUUGAUCAGAGAUUUAUAUUCAAUUACAGUAAAAAAAACAAAAAAAACAAAACAGUGAAAAAUAAACAAUAUAUGGAUACACGCAUUUCGGUCUCCUUUUUUUAGUAGUUGAUCCGGACUUUUAUUCUGUAUGGUUUUAAUUAACUGGAAUGUGAAGGGAAGGCCAUUUUUCCAUCAGCACUUUUUGGCAUCCUAUUUAGUUUCUGUUUCCCCACUGAACUGCCUGCUCAGUCUCACGCUGUGGACACUGCGCACUAAAGGCACUGCUAGUUUAUUACUUACAGCGGAUGCAGAUUAGGGACUAGAUAAGGGCAAGUCCGGUCACAGGUCUUGGCUUCUUGACUUCACCAUGUCAUGUUGCAGGUAAAUUAAUGGUGCUGUUAGUGGCCA
Molecule: messenger RNA, 4533 nt
Organism: Electrophorus electricus (electric eel)
Lineage: Eukaryota; Metazoa; Chordata; Actinopteri; Gymnotiformes; Gymnotidae
Gene: tmem150aa
Product: transmembrane protein 150Aa
Biological process (GO): protein localization to plasma membrane
Cellular component (GO): plasma membrane
Source: RefSeq, a predicted model, not a curated record